Rhinocladiella mackenziei CBS 650.93 is the source of this 204-nucleotide messenger RNA. RefSeq lists its product as uncharacterized. The record is from RefSeq and is a predicted model, not a curated record. The transcript has a single exon. Bases 1 to 204 code for a protein of 67 amino acids. NCBI's taxonomy places the organism in Eukaryota, Fungi, Ascomycota, Eurotiomycetes, Chaetothyriales, Herpotrichiellaceae.
AUGCUGAUUCCCUAUGUCCUGUCGACCCUGUCCAUCCAGUCACCUCAAUCUGGUUCCGGACUGCCGGUACCUAUAGAAGAUAUUGAUCAAGUCAGGCGAGACAUGAGAGGGUCUGGAUAUGGCCUCGUCAAGGACGCUCUCAGCAAAGAACAGGUUGAGAUUCUUGGGGGCCCUACCGCACCAACCAACGAAUUGGGACUUUGA